Arachis duranensis is the source of this 1545-nucleotide messenger RNA. RefSeq lists its product as uncharacterized. The coding region runs from base 1 to 1545 and encodes 514 amino acids. The record is from RefSeq and is a predicted model, not a curated record. The transcript has a single exon. Gene Ontology annotation, molecular function: nucleic acid binding; RNA-DNA hybrid ribonuclease activity. NCBI's taxonomy places the organism in Eukaryota, Viridiplantae, Streptophyta, Magnoliopsida, Fabales, Fabaceae.
AUGGAAGCUGGAAAGUUCCUAGGAUUCAUGAUAACCCAAAGGGGGGUAGAAGCCAACCCCGAGAAAUGCCAAGCGAUACUCCAGAUGAAGAGUCCGGGCUGUGUCAAGGACGUCCAGAGAUUGGCAGGUCGACUCACCUCGUUAUCCCGUUUCCUCAGAGCUUCGGCAACAAAAGCCUUACCCUUCUUUAACCUCAUGAGGAAAGGGAUAGCAUUUGAAUGGACGCCCGCGUGCGAGGAAGCUUUCAGACACUUCAAGGAAAUCCUAGUAACACCCUCUGUGCUCAGGAAGCCAAAGGCCGGGGAGCCGUUAUACCUAUACCUCGCCAUAACAGGAGAAGCCCUGGCCACGGUUUUGAUACGAGAAGAAGGAAGGGCUCAACAACCAGUCUGUUUCGUGAGCAGAGCCCUACAAGGGGCGGAGCUAAGGUACAAUAAACUGGAAAAGCUAGCUCUGGCACUAUUGACCUCUUCUCGGAGGUUAAAACAAUACUUCCAAGGUCACCAGAUUGUCGUAAGGACGGACCAAGGAAUUCGACAAGUACUCCAAAAACCCGAUUUGGCGGGAAGGAUGAUGACUUGGUCCAUUGAACUCUCCCAAUAUGACAUACGGUAUGAACCCCGGCAAGCAAUCAAGCCACAAGCAAUGGCAGACUUCCUGGUAGAGGUAACGGGAGAUCCAACCGAAGAGACGGGCACACGGUGGAGGCUCCACGUGGACGGGGCCUCCAAUCAGAUGUCUGGAGGCGCCGAGAUCAUCCUAGAGAGCCCAGCCGGGGUCGUAUACGAGCAGUCGAUCAAGUUCGAGUUCCCCGUCUCGAACAACCAAGCAGAAUACGAAGCCCUCAUAGGAGGCUUAGCCCUAGCAAAGGAAGUUGGAGCGACGAGGUUGGAAAUAUGCAGCGAUUCACAAGUCGUCACCUCCCAAGUAAACGGGAGCUACCAAGCCAGAGACUCGCUACUACAAAAGUACUUGGAGAAAGUCAAGGAUUUGAGCCAGAAAUUCGAGGAGGUCACGAUCCACCACGUUCCGAGAGAAAGGAACACACGGGCAGAUCUCCUAUCAAAACUGGCCAGCACAAAACCGGGAGAAGGCAACCGAUCUCUCAUCCAGGGUAUGAUGAGGGAGCCGGCAGUCACUCUACACCUGUCAAGCCUAAGCCCCUUAUGGUUGGAUCCCAUCACCAACUUCUUAGAAAAUGGCAAACUCCCCGACGACGAAAAAUAUGCUAAGAAACUGAGAAGGGAAGCAGCCAAAUACGCGAUCAUCCAGGGUCAGUUGUUCAGAAAAGGACUCAACCAACCCCUAUUGAAAUGCCUACAUCCUGACCAAAUGGACUACGUUCUUGGGGUAGUCCAUGAAGAGUGUUGCGGCCAUCACAUAGGGGGCAAAGCCCUAGCGAGAAAAUUAAUCCGAGCUGGAUACUACUGGCCAUCAAUGAUGGCAGACUCUAAAGAAUUUGUUAAAAAAUGCGUCAAGUGUCAAGAGAACGCCAAUUUUCACAGAAUACCAGCUUCCGAGCUAAGCUUGUUAACGUCUUCCUGA